UUGCUUCGGCUUAGGGCCGACAAAAAAAUAGUUCCAAGUUGAUAUUCCUGCCAUUUUACCAAUAGCAGCCAGACAGGGACAACGCUAUGUUAGAUUGAUCACCUAGAAGGACUGCGAGGGACAAAGAGGCAUAAUGACACCCAAGGAUAUCACCUCGCAUUCGAAUAUGGAGCGCUUAGAAAGGACCCAAAAGCUUAUUCGUCUAUAUCGAUCCAACGAAUGCCUGUGGAAUCCCAAAUCUCCAGGAUUCCAUAGUGGCUCUGUAAAAGAGGACGCUUGGCGAUGGAUAACGAGGCAGAUGAAAUGCGGCCUAACUCCUGACCAAGUGAAACUUCAGGUGCUCAGCCUCCGAAAUUACUACUCCAAAGAGUGCGCCGCCAUCCGGCUCAGCCAGCGUAAGGGGUUUAGUUACGCUCCCAGACACUCUUAUUUUGAGGACCUUCAGUUCUUGGGUAACCUGGAUUUCGAGGAAUCGAAAGAGUGCCAGGCCAGUUUCAGUCAACUCAAUUGCCUUUUGGAGGAUGUCUUAAUUAUGGACGAUUGUAGCUCCAUUAAAGCCAAUUAUCACCCUGCCUUUUCGGAGGCCACAUUCUGCGACCGUGGAGCUUACUUAACUCCUUGCUCCAGCGGUUACACUAUUUACAAUAUGAUAUUAGAACCAGAGCCGGAUCAAGAACAACACAUUAGGAGUUACAAAGAAAGAGCCACCUCCGGCAAUGAUCGUUGGUAUCCCACAACCUAUUGUGUCCAGUGCAACCAAGAUGAAGUUGAGGAUGGGCACAGCCAAUGCACAACUUACGAUGGAAGAGGUCAAACUCAGAUUGCACCUUCCGGAAGUAGGAGUUCCUUGGAAGGGGGCCAAAAUCCGGUGACAAUUAGUCAGGAUGAGACUCAAGGUUGUUCAGAAACACUCAUUCAAAAUCGAAACGGAAUACCGGAAUCUCAAUCCGAAUCCCAAAGCAGACAAAAGCGAAGCGCGAAUUUGAAACACGCUCAGGAUGAGUAUCCAAGCUCCUUUACGAACAGGCAAAAAAGUUCUCCAAGAACCCAACAAAAUGGCGUGUUUGUGGAUAUGGGUAACUGGCAUGGUGAAGAGUCCACCAAUAAUGUAGUACCAAACGAUAAUUGGCCAGGUCCCAGGCUUUACGGUCAACAGCGCCAGAAAUAUGUGCCCAGGGGUCAAAAAGAGGUACCUGACGGUCGAAAGUCCGGCAGCGGAAGGUGGAAACGUAAUAACGAUGCCAUCUGCAGGAGACUUCAGUAUCGGUUGGCGAUAGAGGAAAAUCCACGUGGCAGUUACUCCGAAGAAGGAGACUCCGAUCAGGACCAAAAAUGCAGCUGCAAACAGAACGAUCGCCGGCAGUCAGGAGAGGAUCAGUUAAAUGUACUGCUAUUAAAGAAAAACGGUCAGCAGAACGAUUUAGCCCGAAACAGCAACAACGAACCGAUUUCCGAUCAGGGUAACCACAAUAGCAACCAGCCAGUUCAAAAUCAAUGUUAUUGCUCUUAUUACCAAUCAAAUCCAAAUCCACAACGCUGCGAUAUCUAUGGAUGCCAGUGCAUGUACUGCAAUCGAUCUUUGGCUCCAGCCCAAGUAAACUACUACCCACCUCAACAGUUUGAUCAGAAUGCCACAAACUUUGGUCAAACUUAUCCUCCACCAAAUCAAGCUUAUGAAGAAAUGGAAAAUGAGUACGGACGGGGUGCAUACCCGAAUCAACCUAUCGUUUACUGCAUCAAUGCAGAGGACCCAAACGUGUGGGUUCCGGAUCAGUCCACGUUUUCUGCUCCAAGUCCUGCACAGAUGCCCAUGGCACCACUAUCAAAGUCUUGGCCCCUGGAAAUGGAAAAUAAGGCACCAGGCAAUGGGGCAUCAACUUAUCCACCAAAUGUACACGCAAAAGGUCAACCAGAGAGAGAGAACUAUGAGUUUGUAGAGUGUCCUGCCUUUAAAAGAGAAACACGAUUCAACGAUCAAAGGGAACGAUCGAACAGAGGGAACUACCAAACCCAAGACAGAGCUGCUAAUCCUGAAGAAAACUCUCUUGCCAGUCUGGAUAACCCAAUUUACGAUGAGCAGGCACAUCGAAAACAAAUGCGAAAUGAUCUGCAAAAACGACAGCGUAAAGUAAUAGAUGAAGAGGAAUCGUUUAACAAAUAUGGAGAAUAUCCUGCUCGAGGGAGAAGACGCGAGUAUAAUGAUGAGAAUCCUCCCCAAAAGAUUCGAGAUGGUUCACCUCAGAGGUCUAAACGAUGUGACGAUGUAAGGUGUCCAGCUAACAGGCACUAUCCAAAUGAAGAACGCCCAAGCCAAAGGAGACCUCGCAAUGAUGAUAUGGUGGUUAGUUACCCCAAUUCCAACUAUGAAGAUUACAGCCCUCCUAGGCCGAGGAGAGAUCGUACCGAGAAACCAAACCAUUCAAAAGUAUACCAGCUUCAAACCGACGACUCCCAAAAAAUAGAGUCUUCGGCAUACGAUCGCCUUAAUCCCAGGGAAGACAUAAAUGCGAUGAGAACAAGACCGUCUACAAGGAAUCGCGGCUACGAGGAGGAGGUAAAACCAAGUUCCAAAAGUAAAUCACAAGGUCAAGAUAGAAAUCCUCCAGAUAAUGGUAGCUUUAACGAACCAAAGCUAAGUCCCAAGACAAGAUCCAAAGGUCAAAGCAGGGAAAAUAUUGUAAAACCGAAGAAAAAAUCAGAAGAAGAACCUAGUAACUCAAAAAGGCGAAACCAAGCAAACUGCAAUGACGAAACCUGUCCGUUUCGGGGCUAUACAUUAAGACAAGAUAAAGAUCGUACCGUACGUCAAGAAAGAAAUAUUCAGGAAAUUAGAAACUCAAAACUUGAAAGUGGUAAACAUAAAAGCUCCAGAAGAAAAGACUACGAGUGCAAUGAUGACACGUGCCCAUAUGCUGCUUUUGCAGGCGCCCAUAAAGAAAGGCCGAGAAAAUCUCCCCAAGAACGUGGUGAAGGAGAAAUGAUACCAAGAAAUAGGUAUAGGACUGAGCCAACGAACAAAACUAAAGAUCCCGAAAUAUCCAAGAAUGAGUUUGAAACUUUUGGGAAUGCAAGAAAUGAAGCUCCCGAGGGCUGUGAUGAUUGUGAAUGUGAUUCGGAUGAUAAUGAAUAUCAAGCAAAAGGAUAUAGAAAUGCUAACCACGACUAUGAUAUUAGCCCUGAAGAUGGUCGACCCGCCGAAAUGAGCAGAAAAUAUUCGAGAAGGGAGGAAAAGAAUGUACCAAAUAAAAAUAAUGAAAGAACUCCGAAGGAUUACCGCAAUGAAAAUAAAUACAGAAGUACUGGAAGAACAGCAAUGGAGUGCAGGUGCGAUAACACUGAUUCCGAUGGAUAUAUGGCCAGAAAUGCCUAUAAUGAAUAUCCUUUGAGGGAGAACCGAAACCGAACUUAUAAGGAAUCAAAUGGAUAUGAUAGAGCACAAGCUUAUAGAAGCGACAAAAGGGGUAAGGGCUAUGAUAACUACUUCUCCGAAAGAGAGGAUCAGGCGUAUAUAAAUUCGGAUAAUCAAAAUAACAAUCGCAACCGAAAUAAAGAAAAUUUGGCUCUGAAAAAGAAACCAUCUUUUUCGAGGGGACCAGAUAUAUUGAACUCAGAAAAUGAAUGCUUCUGCAGUGAAUAUGUAUUUCCAGAAACAGACAAUAGGUAUAAAGAUUCUGCGCAAAAUAGGAAAACGCAAAAUGAUCCACAGACUUUGUAUAAAAACAAAGAGGAGAUUCAAAAAAGAACCACUGAAAAUGACAACUCCGAAGGCAAAAGAUAUGAACAAUACAAAAAUAGAAAUGAAAAUAGAUCGCCCGAAACUACUUUACCAAAAAGGAGUAAAAACGAGAAACAGAUUUCGAAUGCUCCUGGAACAGAUGAUAAAGGCAAUAGCAACGAUGUUGGGGAUCCUGAUGAAGGAAAAUACUCAAAAUUCAAGGAUAGUAAUUCCAAUGACAACAUAUACUCUGAUGAGGAUUGUAUUUGCGGUCCUCCCAGUGGUCCAAAUGAAGCCAACAUAGUUGUGUCAAAUCAACGAAAGCAAGCUGGUAGUAUAUGUAAGGUACUUAACGCUCUAAUGGAAUGCCAGGACCAAAAGAAAGAAUCAAUUGGAAAAGUCAAGAAACCGCCAGUCCAAGCUAAUGUAAAGUCAAAUAAAAUCAAGGUGGAACCGAAGGAAGUAUCUACUAAUGAUUCUCAGCCGUCUUCUGUUAAAAAUAAUCCCUCCCCAAAGACCGUAAAAUCAACCAAGGUGCAGUUAAGAUCCGCCAGCCCCAUUCGCCACUUGGGGACUCCAAGGACUCAGCCAGGAGAACCGAUCAAGAAAGGACCCGCCACUGCGAAAACUGGAGGACCAUCCAGUGCUAAGAAACCAACUAUGGACACCAAUGCAGCUGCCAACAGCAAGUUGCCCUUUGACCUAAAAUCGGCCGCAUAUUUUAUUUGCAAAUUACAGGACGAAGGUAACAACCAUAAGUACCUCCUUGUGGUGCCGAAGAAGCCAAUUGGACGACCCGAUGGCCAGCGGAUGGGCUCAGGACAGGCGUCUGGCAAGCAGCUGCACUGCCAGCGGCAGUGCUCCGGCUUUCAGAGCGUGUCCUGGACCAAUCCGUCGUUCGCGAGCCAAUCGCAGCGAUCUCAGCAGUUCCCGCCCAGCGAGGAGGGUCUCUCCGUUCUGGGUUCCUUCGCGGUUCCGCCCCUCCUGGCCAACACCGCGCUGGGCAUCAUCAAGGACCAUCUCAACAGGACAAUUAUGGCGCCGAAUCCGGGGGUGCCUCCUUUGCGAAAGAUGCGACGCACACUACUAGCCAGGCCAAGGCGACCCGUUCUUCGGCCAUCCCACAAAGCCAACGCCCCCAUCCUGGACGAGAACCGAACCCUUCUGCUCACCAACAAUCCCUUCCGUAAUUUGACCUUCGGCGAAAACCAGCGAGAGGUGAUAGUCCUGCAUCCACCGGACCCCGGCUUUCGGCCCUCGAAGAACUCCUUCGGCAAGGACGAAGUUGAGGUACAGCACAUCACGGUCCAUAGUGAGGAUCCCGGUGUGAAUCCAAAACCACCCAAGCCGCCUAUAAAGCCCAAGCAAAAAGUUCCUCGGUGAUCAAUCUGUAGUUGUUAUGUCCUUACGCACACUUUUUCGGCCAUCCUGGCCAUCCUCGAAUCAUAUAAAGAACAGCACCCAACCGAAGCCGCAGGACUCAGCUGCCUUUUAUUCAAUGAGAGGAGUUCUGGUCGAGGAAUCAAGGGGCGUUACGCUUCGCCGCUUACUUGGGUGGCGGUAGAGUUUCGAGAUCGUUUCGGGAUCGUUUCGGGGUUAGACCAAAACUUGACAUUCUCCUAUCAAUGAACUUUUUCACCAAUCAAUUUAUGAUCGUUUUCGGAGCCAUUGAGGCGUAGCCAACAAUCCGAUGGCCAAUUGAAUCUAGGGUG
Messenger RNA from Drosophila elegans, 5427 nucleotides. Its product is annotated as homeobox protein 2. The record is from RefSeq and is a predicted model, not a curated record. The transcript is spliced from 3 exons. NCBI's taxonomy places the organism in Eukaryota, Metazoa, Arthropoda, Insecta, Diptera, Drosophilidae. Bases 134 to 5098 code for a protein of 1654 amino acids.